This is a messenger RNA of Diceros bicornis minor, 1281 nucleotides long. RefSeq names its product stabilizer of axonemal microtubules 3 (gene SAXO3). The record is from RefSeq and is a predicted model, not a curated record. The transcript has 5 exons. NCBI's taxonomy places the organism in Eukaryota, Metazoa, Chordata, Mammalia, Perissodactyla, Rhinocerotidae. Bases 245 to 1258 code for a protein of 337 amino acids.
CCCCUUUCUGCCCUCCUCUCUCUCCUCCCCAUUUCUCUGAGUUUCUGUGCCCCUCUUGGGGGUCUCUGUCCCCCUCUUGCAAAGUCCCUGUCCCUCUGUGCCUGGGUCUCUUUCUCCCUCUAUCCAUCCAUCCACACGCCUGCAGGCCCUCCAUUGGCUGGGUUCAGAGUGGGCGGGUUCUGUCGCCUGGGGCAACAGCAACAACAAGCCUGCUCCUGCUUGGCUAGGGGGAGGGGGUGGGACCAUGGCCGGUCGGACCCUAGCUCUGCGGUAUGGUCCCCCGUGGCCCCCAAUCUCUGGGACCGAGGCGCCUGGAUCCUGGGCCAACUGGCAUCUCACCAGCAGUGGUGUCGCGCACCCCAUUAUCCCAUCCGUGCCCUUUCCCCCGCCCACUGUGCAGUCCACGGUCGCGGAGCCACUGCCCCCGGCCGCAAAGCAGGAUUUGCACAUCUGGGAUUUCGACGAGGUCAUCAGUAGAUGGGAGACGACCUCCGGCUCGGCUUACGUGCCCAAGACCCAUGGUGGGCCCUACGCGCAGCCCAGGGCCCCAGAGCCUGCGGACCCCACGCGGACUGUGGGGAUCAAGGAUUUAGGGGAAAAGCUCAGACACCGCGGCUGGCGCCUCCCUCUGAUCACAAAGCACCAGUGCAGCGAGACGAGGGCGCAGUACACCGGCUGGCCCGGCCUGGACCAGCGCGCCACCUUCGGCGUCGGGCCCCAGCCCCUGGAGCUUGCGGACCACCACCGCGGGGGCCCCUCCCAGGCUGUAAUCCCCUGGACGAAGAACCCGGACCUGGCCGGCCGGGCUUUCACAGUAUCCGACCAGGGCGUCCUGGACCGCCUUGAGCUCUAUCUGACCACCUCGGCCCGGGACUUCCGGGCCUACCCGAAGAAGGAGUUGUCUGCGUAUCCCCGCAAGGACCCGCUGACCUACUGGAGCUUCGAGGAUACGCCCCAGGCCUGGGGACCGCAGCGGCCACCCUGUACGCGCUGCUCUCGGCCGCCCCGGCCACCGGAGACCCGCGUGCCCCGUGUCCGCCCGGUGACGCCAGCCGUGCCGCACCGCGGGGCCUUGUCUCUGGCUCAGGAGUCCUAUGGGCCCCCGCUGCACCCACUGCGCCGGCUCGACCGAUUCUGCCCGCUGGAGCUGCCCUGGGGCGGCCCCCACUGGAAGCCCGUGGCGGGCAUCCACAGCGUGCCGCAAGCCUACAGCACCGAAAACUCGGGCUACGGCAGCUUGAAGCCCGCGCUCUUCUGAGCCGGACGCGCCAGCCCCGCCCC